AUGAUACCUAGGGCUGCUAAGACUGAAGCUGGCUUACAGUUCGACGGAGACAACAACGACGAAAUUGUGGACAACGAAAGCAACAGCGUCGUCAAAAUCACGGACCGCGUCACAAGAAUGUCUCUUUCGAAAUACGGGCUUUACGGUCUGCCAAGCACUAUAUGGAGUGGUAUGGCCUAG
Messenger RNA from Penicillium malachiteum, 180 nucleotides. RefSeq lists its product as uncharacterized. NCBI's taxonomy places the organism in Eukaryota, Fungi, Ascomycota, Eurotiomycetes, Eurotiales, Aspergillaceae. The transcript has 2 exons. Bases 1 to 180 code for a protein of 59 amino acids. The record is from RefSeq and is a predicted model, not a curated record.